This is a messenger RNA of Paramecium sonneborni, 285 nucleotides long. NCBI's taxonomy places the organism in Eukaryota, Ciliophora, Oligohymenophorea, Peniculida, Parameciidae. The record is from the annotation of a GenBank genome assembly.
UUAGAAAUUGUUCUUUGGUUUGAUAAAAAAGGAAUACUCGAUUAAGAAUGCUUGUUUAUAUGGAUGGAAAUAAGAGACUAUAAUAAUUUUGUAUGUGAGUAUGUUAAAAUUUGAUAUAGAGGGAAGCUCUAUUUUAGAGAUGGUUUAGAAUGGAUUUUAAUUAUAUUUCGUAUUACUUGAUAAUCAUGAUUGUGUAUUAGUGCUAAAAAGGAACUUAUGAAAUGAAAUGGGUAUCUUGUUUUGAAUCCAAAUUGAAAUAAGUUAUUGAUUUGGGUAGAGAUUGAG